Molecule: messenger RNA, 489 nt
Organism: Macadamia integrifolia
Lineage: Eukaryota; Viridiplantae; Streptophyta; Magnoliopsida; Proteales; Proteaceae
Product: transcription initiation factor IIB-like
Exons: 3
Coding region: 16-423 (135 amino acids)
Biological process (GO): transcription preinitiation complex assembly; DNA-templated transcription initiation
Cellular component (GO): nucleus; transcription preinitiation complex
Molecular function (GO): TBP-class protein binding
Source: RefSeq, a predicted model, not a curated record
UUUUAAGUCUGUAUAAUGUGGAGUAUUCUUCUAUCCUCUGGUGAUGGUUCUGUAAUUGUUAUUUUGAAGGACCGAGCCAAUGAGAUUUACAAGAAGGUGGAAGAUCAAAAGUCUAUUAGAGGAAGAAAUCAGGAUGCAAUUUUGGCUGCUUGCCUGUAUAUUGCUUGUCGCCAAGAAGACAAGCCUCGCACUGUAAAGGAAAUUUGCUCCGUUGCCAAUGGUGCCACAAAGAAGGAAAUUGGCCGGGCAAAAGAAUACAUUGUGAAACUACUGGAGGUAGAGAUGGGUCAAUCAAUGGAGAUGGGAACUAUUCAUGCGGGAGAUUUUCUGAGGCGUUUUUGUUCUCAUCUGGGCAUGGCUAAUCAAGCAGUUAAAGCUGCCCAAGAAGCUGUUCAGAAGUCCGAAGAGCUGGACAUCAGGUAAUUCUAGUUUACCCUGGUUCAGGCAGUGAGUUUAUUAAUAUGGUGGAGCAUGUUCUUUUUUUCCUGA